This is a messenger RNA of Amaranthus tricolor (Joseph's coat), 1496 nucleotides long. RefSeq names its product protein SRC2 homolog. NCBI's taxonomy places the organism in Eukaryota, Viridiplantae, Streptophyta, Magnoliopsida, Caryophyllales, Amaranthaceae. Bases 151 to 1203 code for a protein of 350 amino acids. Gene Ontology annotation, biological process: defense response. The transcript has 3 exons. The record is from RefSeq and is a predicted model, not a curated record.
UCAAAACAAGAAGUCCGCAUUCUUAUUUUCACUUUAAUUUGUAUUAAUUGGGCUAAUUAGCCCAUAUAUGUAAUACGUUUCUCGGAGAGAAUAGAGAACAGAAAAAAGAUGGGUAUUUCUUGAUAUUCACACUCAAUAAAAUAAGCAAACAUGAUGAAGCAGUCAGGCACUUCUUCAACGGCUAAACUUUUGAUUGAGGUCUGUCUAAUUUCAGCUCGAGGGCUGCCAUACUCUUCGCGUUGGAAGUAUCAAUGGUACGCCGUUGGUUGGAUCGACCCCAACGACAAGUACUGCACCAAGAUUGAUGCUUCUGGAAACCCAAAUCCUGUGUGGAAUACCAAGUUCACGACUGUUAUCGAUACCUCAGAAGUAGAGUUCCAGGAUGUAACGUUGAAUGUUGAGGUUUACAGCAGGGAACCCCUCUUUCUCCGAGAGAAGCUUCGAGGUACUGCAACUGUUAUGUUGAAGGAGUUCUUGGUUAAACACUGCAAGAACUCUGAAGGCUCUAAACAGAUGGUCGAAGAUGUAGGAAGCUUUCAGUUGAGGAAGAACUCCAAUAAACCUCAAGGUUUUAUUGAUGUUUCUAUCAGGAUCUUAGAAGAAACUGUUGGGACAAGCUCAUUGUUUCAUUUAGGUAACGAGGACGGAUUCAAUUUAAGGGACAGCACCAAUAGCAUUACCGCAACAAGUGAUGGAGGGUCAUUGCAUUCUCACCCAGCCGGACAUGUUGAACUGCCAUUUCACCAGCCGGGGAAUAUUCGUCCGCCUGGAUCUAUCGGAGAUCAUCCGUAUAAUCAUCCUAUGCAAUACCCACCAAACUAUUCAAACCCUGCUAUUGCCGGGUCAAGUAAUCCAUCCGCCACGUCUGGCCCCAAUUACCCAGUAAAGCCAAGUUAUCCACCAACCAGUAACCCUGGUUACCCUGCACCUCCAUCAUACACACCACCUCCACCUCAGCCACCUUCUCAUGUUGGUUGUGUGCCCACUUUUCUCCCAGGAAUUCAUGGUCAACCCUCAUCAUAUAUUAACAUGCCAUCAGGAGCUGGACGGGGUAUUGGGCCCGAAUUUGGAGCGGGUUUGGGUGCUGGAGCACUAGCUGCUGGUGCUGUGAUCUUUGGUGAUGAUAUUAUAUCUGGAUUUCAACUUCCAGCUGUAGGAAUGCAAGAUGCUAGUCUUCUAAUAUCAACUGAUCCUCCUUUCUGACAAGAACUUAGACUUUUUGAGUUUUUGUGCUGCCCUUUAGAUUGUACCGUCAAAAGUAUCAUCUUGUGAGUUAUGAAAUGAUUAAUUUGCGCAUAGGGGACUAUUUUACAGUUUGAAAACAAGAUUAAGCUGCAUAAGUAAUAGUUCACCAAUUUUCUCAUCUCAUUUAUAUAUUUCAUUCUAUCUAUAUUUGUUUUCUGUAUUAUUUUCCAACUACAAAUUAAAAUUACUUAUUAAUUAGAGUUGUAUAGGUAUCUAUUUUGAUCAUAAAUAAUUAUUCUCCUCAUUUUGUC